Molecule: messenger RNA, 798 nt
Organism: Nyctereutes procyonoides (raccoon dog)
Lineage: Eukaryota; Metazoa; Chordata; Mammalia; Carnivora; Canidae
Gene: PDZD9
Product: PDZ domain containing 9
Exons: 4
Coding region: 1-798 (265 amino acids)
Molecular function (GO): protein binding
Source: RefSeq, a predicted model, not a curated record
AUGAAGAAGGCCGCAAACAAGAGCCGGAAAGACAAACAAAUCGACUUCAAGGUCAAGUCAUCUGUACACAACUUGAGCAAAACUCAGCAGACCAAACUCACCGUUGGGAGCCUGGGCCUGGGCCUGAUCAUCAUCCAACAUGGGCCCUACCUCCAGAUCACCCACCUCAUCAGGAAGGGGGCUGCGGCCAGGGACGGAAAACUCAAGCCAGGUGAUGUUCUGAUUAGCGUUGGCCAUGCCAAUGUGUUAGGAUAUACUCUUCGAGAAUUUUUAAAACUUUUGCAACACAUCACCAUAGGCACAGUGCUACAAAUCAAGAUUUACCGAUAUUUUAUCGACAUACCCCCAGAAUGGAAAGAAAUCUAUGAUUUAAUCCCUGAGACCAAAUUCCCAGUAACACGCACAACAACGAAAACUAAGCAGUCAAAAGAUGACUCCUUCACAAGCAGUGAUGAAAAUGAAGAUGUAGUUUCAGAUAAAAAACUGAAGUAUUAUAAAUAUUCACAGUCCACUGGGCACCAGUCUGCAAGGAGACCAGUGUCUAUCUCCAGAGAAUGGCAUGGAUAUAAAAAGAAGAACCAUACCAUUAGUGUAGGAAAAGACAUUAACUGUGAUGUGAUGAUUCACAGAGAUCUUAAGAAAGAAGUGAGAGCCCCUUCUCCAUACUGGACAAUGGUGAAGCGAGACAAUGAAAGUUCCUCCUCCUCCACGGCCUCCUCCACCUCAGAUGCAUUUUGGCUGGAAGACUAUGCCCACGUUGAAAAGGGCAAGGGUCAACCUGUAUUGAAAGUUGCUUAG